AUGGAGCGAGUUCGUGGAGUUCUUGCCGGACUGCCACCGCUGGAGCUGGAGCUGGAGGAGCUUGGGGAUCCUGCGUCGCUUGCUCCACAGCCAGAAGCGCCUUCGCCAGCUGGUUCGGUCUAUACGCCGGUAAAUGCUCCCUCGACCUAUUGGCGGACCACCAUCUGCCCCUCUGCGCCCCACAAAAGGCACCCGCCAAGGCCGUCGAGUGCUGAGUCGACACCAAGAUCCUGUCCGACACCGACGUUAUCCUGGCCAUCUGCCCCAAGUCCGACGCAAAACUAUUUGGGCGCCUUUGGGCUGCCAAGUCCCAUGGAGAAGAACAGCACGUUGAGCUCUGCUUUCCCGCAGGCCUUUGUUCCAAGGACCCGCCGUGCCUACAAUCGUCCGUCCACAAGCUUCGUCAAUGUUCUGGGAUCAGUCGGGUCCUUGGAGGCCCUGAUUUUCUCAGAGUGCUCGGAGCGAGAGACAAACCUGCAAAGAGCUUCGGAGCAGCUCCGACACCUGCGGCGUUUGGAGCGCGUCGCCUUGGCCGGUGCUGAUGUCCGGCGCUUGGCACAGCUCCGACAGCUUCAGCAGGAGCUCCUGCGUUUCGCCGAUCUUCGAUCUUCGCGGUCCCUGCGAUUUCGAUCUGGCGAAGAUGAUUUUGCCGUCGACUCCGAAGCUGAAAAAAGUGUGGCGUCCUUGCUGAGGGAUGUCCGCCACUGGCACGCAGAGUUGAGACGACUGGAGCAGCACGAAGCCCAGCUGAAUGAGAGCUUCAGCGGACCCAUAGCCUUGGCGACUGCGGAGAUCUCGGUGCUUCGUCAAGUGUUGGCAGAACAGGAGGAGGGCAGAAAGGCUUGCGAGGAAUGCCUGCGGCAUCCAGCCCGCACUUCGGCUUUGCCGUUGGGCGGGACACCACCAAGCACUUUGAGCACUUGCAACGCAAGUGUGGCCGCGGGAAUUCGCUUGGCGACCGGUGCCGCGCGUGCCCAGCUCCCCAAAAUCCUUGCAAUGACAGUGCUUCGGCGAGCUUGCACAUUGCCCACUGCACCGGAACACAUCUUGGAACCCGAAGAGGAGCUCGUGCCCAAUUUGCCGCUGGACCGAACAAUCUCGGAGCCUCAUAAUUUGGAGCGUGUGUUAUUGGAUGCUCCAGACACGCCUCACAAGUCUAAGGUCGCUGAAUCAAGCGGACCCGGGCUCUCCAACACCAGUCCCGAUAAGCCCGAAGAGAAGAACCUCCGACGCCGGCUCCGAUUAGCCAGCGAUAUCGUGGCAGAGACCGACUAUGACUGUGGUGCAGUGGCCAAUCGCAACGAGUGCGGCCUGCAGGUCUAA
Symbiodinium sp. CCMP2592 is the source of this 1323-nucleotide messenger RNA. NCBI's taxonomy places the organism in Eukaryota, Dinophyceae, Suessiales, Symbiodiniaceae. The record is from the annotation of a GenBank genome assembly.